Messenger RNA from Letharia columbiana, 297 nucleotides. RefSeq lists its product as uncharacterized. Bases 1 to 297 code for a protein of 98 amino acids. The record is from RefSeq and is a predicted model, not a curated record. The transcript has 2 exons. NCBI's taxonomy places the organism in Eukaryota, Fungi, Ascomycota, Lecanoromycetes, Lecanorales, Parmeliaceae.
AUGUUGAGGAACCUUCAACGUAUCUCGGUUGGCAGCCUAAAUCUCCCACUCAAUAAAGCAGUCUCUUCUUCGGACUCUGCAUCCAUUGCAUAUCUCAUCUUCCCAGACCCAACGCUCGAGUAUGGCACCACAUACAGAAUCACGGGAAGCGCCACCAGUGUACAGAUGUUCCGAUCACCACUGGCAUUUCAUCCCUCACCGCGACGACUACGAUCUCUUGACUUCCCCCUGGUACCGUUGGAAAGUACCACAAGAAGAGCAAACUCUGUUUCCCUCUGGUACCCCAAGUUUACGUAA